AAUCGGGUGCAAAAUCUCCGAUUUUCUCUGUGCCCGUCCCCGACCUGAGCUCCUUCCUCCUCUCUCUCUCUCUCUCUCUCUCUCUCUCUUGCAACUAAACAUGCUCACUCUUUAUAUUAUAUAUAUAUAUGUAUGAGUAGCGAAUCUACCACUACCCCACUCUAGGCUUCGAAAACACUAACCCUAGGGUUCCUUUCCCCCUUCUCCUUCGUCUCCGACGCGUGGGCUCUUCGGAUCUCGUUGGAAACCUAGCCAUAGUAGCGCCUCCCAUGGCGGCUCCGGCGGGGCCAGCGGCGGGGGAGCCCCGAUCGGUGGAUCCGCAGCUGUGGAUGGCGUGCGCGGGCGCGGCGGCGAGGGUUCCGGCCGUGGGGAGAGACGUCUACUACGUCCCCGAGGGCCACUGCGAGCAGUGCCCCCGCGCCCCCGACUUAGGCGGCGUCGGGUACGACGCCCUCGUCCUCUGCCGCGUCGUCGGCGUCCGCUACCUCGCCAACCCCCACACCGACGAGGUCUUCGCCGUGAUCGCGCUCGAGCCCGGGCGCCUCCUCCCCCCGCGAUCGGCGCCGGGCGGCGGAUCGGCCGCAGGAGGAGGUGGCGGAGGGGGGAGGGUGGUGUCGUUCGCGAAGAUGCUCACCCCGAGCGACGCCAACAAUGGCGGAGGGUUCUCCGUCCCCAGGUACUGCGCCGACUCCAUCUUCCCCCGGCUCGACAUGAGCAAAGACCCCCCGGUGCAGUACCUCUCCAUCCGCGACGUCCACGGCGGGCGCUGGGAGUUCCGCCACAUCUACCGCGGCACGCCGCGCCGCCACCUCCUCACCACCGGGUGGAGCAUCUUCGUCAACGCGAAGAAGCUCGUCGCCGGCGACGUCGUCGUCUUCGCCCGCAACGAGGCCAAGGAGCUCUUCGUCGGCAUCCGCCGCGCCUACCGCUCCUUCCCCAAGCCCAGCCCCGCCACCUUCCCCCACCGCGAGAUCGAGGAUGAGCCCGAGCCGGAGAAUGUGGAGGGGUUCUCGCGGUGCGUCAAGGGCCGGGUGCCCCCGUCGACGGUGGUGGAGGCGGUGAGGCUGGCGAAGCUCGGGCGUCCGUUCGAGGUGAUGUAUUACCCGAAGGCCGGAGCGGCGGAGUUCGUGGUGCCGAAGGAGGUGGUGGACGCGUCGCUGAUGGUGAAUUGGAGUGCUGGGAUUAGGGUUAGGAUGCCGGUGGAGACGGAGGACUCGUCGAGGAUGACGUGGUUUCAGGGGACGGUGGAGGAGAUCAUGGCCAAGGAUAUGGGGCCAGGGACCCAGUCACCAUGGCGUAUGCUUAAGAUUGAUUGGGACGAAAAAGAGGCUCUAAAAGAUGUCAAAAAAAAUGUUAAGCAUGUAAGUCCUUGGGAUGUGGAAUUAGUCAUUGACGCCCCUCAGAUGCAAGCGCCAUUUCCUCCUUUGAAGAAACUAAAGAUGCUAGGCCAAGAGAGCCCAGAGUUUUUCGGCAACAAGGACGGCAACAUGGUUUCCCUCUUAGGACUAAAGAACCAAAACAGGGGGGUUCUGUUUACUCCACUGCUCAACUACACUACAUCUCCUGCUGGCAUGCAGGGAGCCAGGCAUGACCUAAUCUUCCUACCCGGUUUAUCCACGCCCUCAUCCAUUACGCUGAAGGACUCAUCCCCGCAAAAUCAAGGAAGCAUCUUGGACUCUAAGGCUGAACCAUUUAAAGCUCCGGCUUCUGGUCCAAGGGAAGAUAAUGAAGAGCAGGUUGAAUUCUCUUUCCGGUUGUUUGGGCAGUUACUUAAAUGUAAGCGGUCGGGUGAGGAUGAGCUUGAUAAUAAAUACACAAAAGAGAGAGAGGAAGUGCUCUCACUAGGCAUAGUUACUCUUUAGUUCCAGCAAUGAAGUUGUCGAACAGAGUCGACUUGCAGCUUGCGCAGGUGAGUCGACCAGCUGCUGACUCUUAGUUUGGCGAAGGACUCUUGACUGCAGAUGUGGAUUGCUGAUGUGGACUGGCUGAAAGUUUGGGACUUCGGUAUGUUUUACCUGUGCGCGCUUGUUCUUUACGAAUUUGCUGUAGCUCGCUGUUUUAGGUGUUGCUCAAAUAUUUGGUUGGCUGAUCUGAUUUUUUUAAAAGUUUUUCUUCGACUGAUGGAUCUUGAUAUCUUAGGUGGUGGAUUAGAUUUUAGUGCCUGUUUGUUUCUCUAUGCAUUAGUUGUAUUUUGGACCUCUAGGUUAGUUUCGUUGUCUCGUGUUUAUUUCGAUCUCCCUAUGUAGUAAGUAGUUCGAACAUUUUAUCAAUUGCGUCUAGUGGAUGUUGUUCAAAACAUUUUGCUUU
Molecule: messenger RNA, 2307 nt
Organism: Ananas comosus (pineapple)
Lineage: Eukaryota; Viridiplantae; Streptophyta; Magnoliopsida; Poales; Bromeliaceae
Product: auxin response factor 17-like
Exons: 4
Coding region: 270-1862 (530 amino acids)
Biological process (GO): response to hormone; regulation of DNA-templated transcription
Cellular component (GO): nucleus
Molecular function (GO): DNA binding
Source: RefSeq, a predicted model, not a curated record